Molecule: messenger RNA, 1956 nt
Organism: Spodoptera littoralis (African cotton leafworm)
Lineage: Eukaryota; Metazoa; Arthropoda; Insecta; Lepidoptera; Noctuidae
Source: the annotation of a GenBank genome assembly
AUGAAUACCUCAAGUUUUGCUGUAGACUCUUCACGAGGAAAAACAGGAGACACAGCUAAGACAUUUAUUCUUCCUGACAAAUGUUUUCAAAAACAUGUUGGCUGUGCGUGGGGUCGAGGAAACAAGUUCACAAUAUAUCCUCGAAGCCAAACUGUGAACAAGACGCCUACAGAUGCUGCAGACAGCAAAUUGAUGAAUAUAAAACAAGACAUUCUGCUGUUCACACCAAUCCUUAGGAAACUUGUAAAUGAAUCUAAUGGAACAUACCUCUCCCUUCAAAAAGCUGCCGAGGCUGCUAAAGUUUCCGACAACCAAGUGGAAUUCCUCAAAUUAUCUCGGCAGUUCCGAUCAAUCAUUAGAGUCUGCUUAGAAAACCUCCAAGAGGCUGCUACAAAGGCUGAAGGCAUUGAAAAGAACAAUUUACUAUCCUACAUCACCAUCUUCUACUCCAUUGAAUGUAUAUGGCAUUUGUGUGAGAUUCUGUACAUAGACAAUAUACCCGGAGACAUAGUGUUGCCAUAUUUGCUGGAGUGGGUUCGGUUUCACUUCCCUUGUCAUGAGCAGACUGCUGCCCAGUUGCUGGGGGCUUGUGAGAGAGGAUCCGAGGAGCAUGAGGACUACUGGGACACCGUUGUGGGUAUGGUGGUGCAGGGCAGGGUGGAUGUGGCUAGAGCACUGCUCAAACUACACUCAGCUGGAGAGAGCAAUGAGUUCAAGUUGGUUGAUAACUCUCUGAGGAGCAUGCCGGUUUACAGUGUUUAUGGAGGUAUAUCAACUGGGGAGUUCACAAUAUCCUGGAAGCACUGGCAAGCUGAGUGCCGGUCCAAACUCGGCAGUAGAGUACUGGCCUCACAACCCAAACUAGAACUUAUCAUGAAGAUAAUAAUGGGCGACUAUUCAGCAUUCGAAUCGAUAAGGAGCAAGUAUUCUUCAUGGUUUGACAUCCUGGGUGGGUGGGUGAUGUUCACGGCGCCGUGGUCGCGCCGCCACGAGCUCGGGGCCGCGGCCGCCGCCUGCGCCGGCAUGCAGCCCGCCGGACGCUCGCACCUCGACGACAUGGUGCGGGCGCUGCUAGAAGGCGAUCUGCAUCAGGUGAUCCAUGAAAUCCAACAGAUAUCAGAUAAUGGCUGGUUUGCGACACAUCUCACUGACAUACUGUUUCACUGUGGCAAACUCACCAUUAUGGAUAAACACCAGACUAACGUAACCUCACGCCUCCGAGACAGUCUCAUCUUAGAGUAUGGUUGUCUCCUCAUGGAACACAAGUCCCUCUGGUCUGUCGGCCUCUCCUAUCUCGCCUCCUGUCCCCCAGAGGGGCUGAGAAGAGCAGAGCUUAUUCUGGAGAGAAUGCCAGUGGAUACAGAAGCUAAAGCUAUGAAGAUCAUUGCUGAAGCUAAGAAGUAUGAACUCAUUGGUGUUGCGCAGUCAGUAUGUCGCUGCAUGUGCGCGCGGCACCAGUCGGCGGGGCGCGCGGGCGGCGCGCUGUGCUGGGCCAUGCGCGGCCGCAGCAGCGCCGCCACGGCCCGCGCCGCGCACGCCGCGCUCGCGCACUACACGCAGCACGCCGUACUGCCCGCGCAGGACCUCCUGCUCACUGCCGGCUCCGCUAUGUUACUGUCUGAUGCACUACUAUUCUUAGGUAAAUACUGUGAUUUCCACAGACUGUACAAAACUAAAGAAUUCAAGAAAGCUGCUCAGUUACUAGUCUCUUUGAUUACAUCGAAAAUUGCACCAGAAUACUUCUGGGAAACACUACUGUUAGAUACUCUGCCACUUCUAGAAUCUGACGAGCCAGUGUUUACUUCAAAUGACACAUAUGAAAUCAUGUUGUGCCUAGAGCUUCGUUCCUCUAGCUUGGAUGGAGAGAAGGCUGAUCUCCUCCGCCUGGCAUUAGCUCGCAACCUCGCCAGAACAGCUCUGGCAGAGGGAGACGGCACAGAAGAAAAGGCUCAAUGA